UCUGUUAGUUUGUAAGAGCAAAGAAGCCAAAAUAUACUGAAAAGCGCGCCAACUAGAAAAAGACGCAUGGAACUAACGUUAGGGGUGGUUUUUCUGUUAUUAGACCAUUUUAAGUAAUUUUGAGGAUUAUAUAAAACUUUACAAAUUCCUAAUUCCAUACUUUGCAAACAGAAGAAUACAAAAAACUUUAAAAAUUAUAACUAUUUGGAGUGUAAUAAUAUUAAAAAUUUAUUUAAUCUGGCAACAUAGCAAAUAUUAAUUUUUGAAUUUCUGUAUACUUCCUACAUUUACUACAUGUUUUUUUGUACUUUAAUUCAAAUAACAAAAAUUACUUAAAACGGGCGCGAAAUAUCGCUAUAAAACAGUAAAACGAUUUGCUGUUACUUUGUCUAGUUUUGAUAAAACCAUGUUAAACUUGACAUAGUUUUUCGAAGUGAAUAUACUAAAACUGUUUUGACUCCAAGUAGAUUUUUUCAUAUAUUUGAAGUACCUGCGUAUUUCUGUGCUGAAAAGGAGGUACUAUUUAUUCAAAGUAGAAUGUAAACGAAGGUCGACUUCGCAGGCAAAUAGGAGUACGCUACAUAAGUAUGUACAUACCGAUAUAGGAUACAGUACAGAAACCAUCUGCAUCAGGCUUUGCUUUAAGUACAUAACCAUUGCCAGGUAGCAUUGAACAAUAACAGAUCGUAGUGGAUUAGCAGAGCUCUUAACGUUUAAGGAAAAAUUUUAUGGGAUAUCUGAGUUUACAAUAACGAGUGCAGGCAUGUUAUUGGCUUCAUUCACGGAAUUCAUUUUCCUACCCUUAUUUUAGCUCAAGCUGAGUCAAUUGAAUAUAUAACAGCAAGCAACAUCAGAGAAAAGGCCAUUCAGAUCUGCAGAAUCUAUCAGUUCACAUACAUCAUAGUGUUGUUAAGUUUUAAAUUUUAAACAGCGAAUCUUCGUACAACUGACAAAAUGGAGCGUAAUUCUAUGAAUAUUCCAACGGUUAACCAACACGUUAUCCAUAACACAAACCAUCAUCAGGCAGAAAUAAUAUAUUCAAGUGCAGGCGGAUCCAGCCAAAUGCGAUAUUUUUGUGAACGCCCGAUGAUGCUCAAUACAUGGACACAGACGUCAAAUGCGGAUCUCGGCAUUAGUGAUGACUAUAUAAAUAUAGAGCAACAAAAGCAAAGAGAGAAAGAGUUAUUAGAAAAAAUACGUGAUCUUGAGUCAAAACUUCGUAUUCAGUCAGAAAUGCUUUCGCAACAACCAGCAGGUGGACGUAGGAGAAACUCGAAUCCAAAAAAAGCUAGAAGUCCGAGACAACGGUUACAAGAAGUAAUCGUAGAUCAAAUACCUGUUCAACUACAUGAAAACCAUCCCCAAGAUGUGCAAAAUCAACAGCAUGAACAAUAUACAGAAACAAAAUUUCAGAUAUAUAAUACUCAUGUGAGUCCAAGGAAUGUACAUUGUGAAGAAUUGUCACAAGCACAGAUAUCUCCACAACACCAACCGGAGCAGCAGUCUUCAGAGCAGCAGACUAUUAUGCAGAGUCAGUAUAUGUCGCAAAAUAUGGAUGUAUCUAUUCAACCUCAGGAAUUGCAUAUUGAUACUAUACAAGAUCGACCACGUAAGGUGAAUUACACAAUAAUAGCUGAUGGCGGUGUCAACGGUCAAGAUGGGCCCAUAGAGAUAGAAAUUGCCGAAGAAGAAAAUGGCUUAAACUUAAAUGGUUCUGCUGAUUCCGACCGUUUAGAAAUAUGCUUGGCCGAGGAACAGCCUCAAACGCCAGUAAAUGUUAAUUAUAUUAAAAUCGAUAAUGAUGCGGGACAGAAUCAACAAAUUCCUGUUCAGAAAGCCUCCGGAAAAAGGAAACGAAAAGUGUCUAAAAAGAAUAUUGUACAAAACACCGAUAAAAACAAUGGCGAUCUUGCAGAAUUCAAACCAGUGGUAUCAGAUUAUUCACAAUUCUCAGAAAAUUCUGAAAUGUCUCAACAACAGCAGUUAAUAGUAGCGGACGAUAACCACUCCAUUCUACCGAUUUUACAGCAGCAGCAACAGCAACUAAGUGAAAUCACAAACGAUGUACAGGAAUUUAGAAACUCCGAGUUUAAAAAGAAUUCUUAUAUAUCGAUUGGGCCAAACAAUACCCGCGUACCGACUAAAAUUUACGAUAGUAUUAAUUGGGAAAAUGCAUCGAUGGCCACAAGAAAACUCAUGAUAGGAGUUUUCGAUCGUUUUACCUUAGCCACUCACUCAAUGACUGGAAAACCCUCUCCAGCUUUUAAAGAUCAUAAUAAACCACUCAAGAAAAGGUUAAAUCCUUUAAAAGUACAAGACAUCAUAUUUGCAGUUAGUAGACGGAGUAAAGUAAACGAAAAAGAGGUGCGUACUGUUAUUACCACCAAAUGUGCCGAUGAAAAUAAAAUGUGGAAGUUAACACAGGCCAAACUCAAGGAGCAAAAGGAGCAAAACAAAGAAAAUGUUGCAAAUGUUCAAAAUGUUCAAAAUGUUGCUUAACGUACAAUACAUAAUAACUAGAAUAUAAGCAUUCAUAUAUCACAUUAAC
Messenger RNA from Bactrocera dorsalis (oriental fruit fly), 2548 nucleotides. Its product is annotated as protein insensitive. Gene Ontology annotation, biological process: positive regulation of neuron differentiation; negative regulation of Notch signaling pathway. The record is from RefSeq and is a predicted model, not a curated record. Gene Ontology annotation, molecular function: DNA binding; transcription corepressor activity. NCBI's taxonomy places the organism in Eukaryota, Metazoa, Arthropoda, Insecta, Diptera, Tephritidae. Gene Ontology annotation, cellular component: nucleus. The transcript is spliced from 3 exons. The coding region runs from base 955 to 2499 and encodes 514 amino acids.